UAUCACCAGCAUCAUCACGUAGCCUCGGCUGACUGUCUGGAUGAGGCUGUGUAUUACUGAUCUUCCCGAGAAUUAAUGUGGCUUGCCAUUGCCUGCAUUUGAACGACGCCUUUGUACUACGCCCUUGAUUUGUUUACCUACCCAAUCUCGCCCUCGGCAUGAGGUCGACGAUGGGGCUGUCCUGGAAGUGGACAGCGCUCUUCAGCCUUCUGAGUGCAUUUUUAUGCCUAAUUGAGCCAACCUUGGCUGUCAAGGAGCAUGAUUUCAAAAAGUGUGCCCAGGCCGGUUUUUGCAAGCGAAACCGAGACUAUGCCGAUCAAGCGGCUGCCCAGAGCUCGACCUGGAUCUCCCCCUAUCAAGUUGUUCUCGAGUCUCCUUCUCUGAAAGACGGUCAGAUCCAGGCUGUCAUCCUCAAGACGAUCAAUGCCGCUGGCGAAACCGUCCGACUGCCUGUUACAAUCUCGUUCCUCCAAUCGGGUGUUGCUCGUGUCGUCGUUGACGAGGAGAGGCGACAAAACAAGGAUAUUGAAGUCAGGCACGGCAGCGCCGCAAGAAAAGAACGCUACAAUGAGGCCGCCAAGUGGUCCAUUGUUGGUGGUCUGGAGCCGGAUCUGAAGGCCGAAAUUGUCCAUCAAGACGACUCUCAGAUCAACGUCAAGUACGGCCCUGAAGCCAACUUUGAGGCCGUCAUCAAGCUUUCACCUUUUGGGAUCGAUUUCCGAAGAGAUGGUGCCUCCCAGAUCAAGUUCAAUGAACGUGGCCUGCUCAACUUUGAGCAUUGGAGAGCAAAGAUCGAACGGCCGGAGGGAGAGGAGAACACCGAAGAGGAUGAAAGCACUUGGUGGGACGAGUCCUUCGGUGGAAGCACCGAUACCAAGCCUCUUGGCCCUGAAAGUGUAGCCCUCGACAUUUCAUUCCACGGAUACGAGCACGUCUACGGCAUCCCCGAGCACACUGGACCUCUCUCCCUCAAGCAGACCCGGGGCGGCGAAGGCAACUACGCGGAGCCGUAUCGCUUGUACAACGCCGACGUGUUUGAGUACAUUCUGGAUAGCCCCAUGACCCUCUAUGGAUCUAUUCCUUUCAUGCAGGCUCACCGAAAAGAUUCCUCUGUCGGUCUCUUGUGGCUCAACGCUGCUGAUACUUGGGUUGAUAUCAUCAAGACCAAGGGCAGUAGCAACCCUCUGAGCCUGAACGCCGAGGCUCCAAGCAGCACUCAAACUCACUGGAUCUCUGAGGCCGGUAUUCUUGACAUCUUUGUCUUUUUGGGCCCUACUCCUCAAGAUAUCACCAAGAAGUAUGGCGAGCUGACCGGAACUACCGCUAUGCCUCAAGAAUUUGCUCUCGGAUAUCACCAGUGUCGGUGGAACUACAUUUCUCAGGAUGAUGUCAAGGAUGUGGACCGCAGAUUUGACAAGGCGCAGAUCCCGUACGAUGUCAUCUGGCUGGAUAUUGAGUACGCUGAUGGAGUAAGAUACUUCACAUUUGAUCCUCAUUCGUUCAGUGACCCCAUCAGCAUCGGUAAGCAGCUGGACAGCCAUGGCAGAAAACUUGUGGUUAUUAUCGAUCCCCACAUUAAGAGAGUUGACAACUAUCCGAUCAAUGAGCAACUCCAAUCUUUGGAUCUUGCCGUCCACGACAAAGACGGCAACAUCUAUGAGGGUGACUGCUGGCCGGGCCUUUCAAACUGGAUUGACUGUUUCAACCCCAAGGCUCGCGAAUGGUGGAAGACUCUACACAAGUACGAGAACUUCAACGGAACGAUGGAGAAUACCUUCAUCUGGAAUGAUAUGAAUGAGCCCUCAGUCUUCCAUGGCCCGGAGACUACCAUGCCCAAGGACAACCUUCAUUAUGAUAACUGGGAGCACCGAGAUGUUCACAAUCUGAACGGAAUGACUUAUCACCACUCUACCUUUGAAGCUCUUAAGAGCCGUAAGAAGGGCGAGUAUCGACGUCCCUUUGUGCUCACUCGCGCUUUCUUCUCUGGCUCCCAGCGCUUUGGAGCCAUGUGGACGGGUGAUAACCUGGCGGACUGGGGUCACCUCCAGACCUCCAUUACCAUGCUUAUAAACCAAGGCAUCUCUGGAUUUCCCUUUUCUGGCGCUGAUGUCGCCGGCUUCUUUGGGGAUCCCGAGAGUGAAUUGAUUACCCGCUGGUACCAGACGGCUGCGUUUUACCCAUUCUUCCGAGCCCAUGCUCACAUCGACACUCGUCGCCGCGAGCCAUAUCUGCUUGGCGAUCCAUAUUCCGCUAUUGCUACUGCGGCGCUGCGACUGCGAUACUCGCUCCUUCCCUCAUGGUACACUACUUUCUUCUACGCAAAUCGGGAUGGCAGUCCCAUUCUCCGCCCAAUGUUUUGGACGCAUCCUUCUUCGGAGGGAGGCCUGGCAAUUGAUGACCAAUUCUUCCUGGGAUCUACCGGUUUGCUCGUCAAGCCAAUUGCAGAGAAAGACAAGUACUCUACCGACAUCUGGAUCCCCGAUGAUGAGACUUACUAUGAAUACACUACGUACAAUCUGGUGAAGACGCAACAGGGCAAGCACGUCACAUUUGACGCUCCGAUUGAUCGGAUACCGAUAUUGAUGCGAGGAGGUCACAUCAUCUCCCGCCGUGAUAUCCCCCGUCGCUCAAGCACUCUUAUGCGUUUCGACCCCUACACUCUGGUCAUCUCCGUCUCCAAGAGUGGCGAGGCCGAAGGAGAACUGUACGUUGAUGAUGGCGAUAGCUACGAGUAUCAAGACGGUCAAUACAUCUACCGCAAAUUCAGUCUGAAAGACGAUGUCAUUUCUUCAGCUGAUGCUGAGGGACGCGACACGCGAAAGAUUAAGCCUGGCAAGUGGCUCAAGGCUAUGCGAGACGUCCAUGUGGACAAGAUCAUCAUUGUCGGCGCCCCUGCCUCGUGGAACCGAGAGGAGGUGCAAGUCGAGUCAGAAGGACGCACCUGGUCGGCCAAGGUGAAUUACCAGGCUGCCAACGGAGACAGGGCUGCUUUUGCAACUGUCAGCCACAUCCGUGCACGUGUUGGAGAGAACUGGAGCAUCAAGCUGGCUUAGAUGGCUGAGUCGCGGAGCUUUUUGACAGUAUUGAGAUAGAAACGGAUGGUUAUUGGGGGCAAAAUGUGAAGGAGGAUAUUUAGAUGUUUUGGCCAGCUAUUGCAUGUUGUAUGUAGAUGAAUGAAAAAGAGAGCGUUGAGCGCCGUCGU
Messenger RNA from Trichoderma virens Gv29-8, 3202 nucleotides. RefSeq names its product glycoside hydrolase family 31 protein. The transcript is spliced from 2 exons. NCBI's taxonomy places the organism in Eukaryota, Fungi, Ascomycota, Sordariomycetes, Hypocreales, Hypocreaceae. The record is from RefSeq and is a predicted model, not a curated record. Gene Ontology annotation, molecular function: carbohydrate binding; alpha-glucosidase activity. Gene Ontology annotation, cellular component: glucosidase II complex. Gene Ontology annotation, biological process: carbohydrate metabolic process; N-glycan processing. Bases 159 to 3053 code for a protein of 964 amino acids.